AUGGAUCUGCUCAACAUCCCCCACCUGCAAGAAAGCGCCCGUCGCGCAGCCGGCUCAUUCCUCUCGCCCCUCACAAACGCCAUUGGCGAACAACGUAGACUCGUCGACAGUUUGGCCGUCGUCUCCAAAGUCCGUGUCGAGGAAUGCAAACAUAUGAUGGUCUGGAGCAAGUCUCAGACGGAGGACAUUGGGGAUGUGCUGUUGAAGCUGAACCUUCUUAUCCGCAAAAUCAGCGACUAUGAGAUCCGGUUCGGAACCCAAUACGAGUCCUUCCGCGAAAAGAUCAAAUACCUCCGGACCAAAGACGACUCACUCUGCGAGAUGGGACGCCGACAAGCCGACCUCCAACAAAAGAUUCUCGAUGCCUCCAAAUCCCGUCUUCGGUCCGCAAAAGCCCGUGUCCUCCAGACUGAACUCGAUGAUUUCCAGAAGGAGAGUGCGCCGACAGAGACAAAGUUGCAGGCGUUGAAGAGACAGUGUAUCAAGGGCGCCUAUACGGAGCAGUUGAAUGCUAUUAUUGAGUUGGGCAAGAAGAUGCAGAUUAUUGGCGAGCAUGGCAAGGAAUUGUUGGAACAUAUCGAUACCCCUGGGUCUACUCAAGAUGGUCGCAAGACAGAGGAUAUUCUGCAGGCGGCAAGAAUUACGCUCGAGAACUGGGAUCAACUCGUCAUGGUCAAUCCUCAGUCGGUCGUCGUUCACCCUCCACCCAUACCACCCCGCUCCCAAACAGGACUUUCCGUCAGCAGUAUCAACAGCGUCAGCACGGUGACCAGCCUAGCCAACCUCUCUGCCUCAGGAUCUGAAGUCUCGUCCGAUUCCGACUCGGACUCUGACAUCGAAUUCGUCGCCGCACCAUCGUCUCCUUUGAAGGCCAAGGCCUCUGUCGCAGUUACCACCUCUGCCGACGAGCUUGCUUCGCCCAUCAAGGUCAAGCAGCAGUCCUCUGUCAAGUCCAAAAAGUCAUCAGCAUCCACCAAAUCCAAGGCACCUGAAACCCCAGUCGAGGAAGUCAUCACAGCAGCUGCCGUCGUUACUGCGGUAGAGUCUUCAACAUCGUCAGAGUCAUCAGAGUCAUCAUCGGACGAGGAGAAGGAUAACGAAGCUGAGGUUGUUGAGGCCCCACCUAAGAAGGAUCUCUUGACACCCUUUGGAUCGACCCUUGCGCCAAAACUCACACUGACCCCCAACAAACUCCAGCCCUCACCUUCACGUGCCACUGUCCCUACCGAGUCGGACUGGGCCUCUGAGGCUACUCAGGCUUUGGCCAGCAUUCAGAUCAAGAAGGCCGAGGAGUUGAAGAAGCAAGCGGAAGGAGAGGCAUCGGAGGCCGAGACUCUGAAGCGAUUGGAGGAACUGGAGAUUAAGCACGCCCUGGAGCUGAGCUUAGCCGAGUCAAAGGCAGUCAAGGAUGCCGAAGCUGCUACUACCUCUGGUGAUCUUCAGCUCACUGCAGAGGAAAUCCGAUUUGUGAUGGGGGAUGUUGUUCCCAAGCGAUCUACCCGUAUUGCCAAGCGUCAGGCCAGAGCACCCGAGACUGUGGACGGUGACAGCGAUGCGGUUAUUACUCGCCGCCUUAACAGGUUGUCCAAGAAGGUGACCGUCAAUACGAGUAAGACCUCCUCAGCUUCUCACACCGAGACUGAGGAUUCUGAGGAAGAUUUGGAGACUCCUAAGGCAACUCAGCCACCUCGCAUUCGUGGACCCCAGCUGGCGGUUGAGCCCGAAGGACCCCGGAUAUCGCAGCAGGGACCUCGUCCAUGGGUUCCAGAAACUGAGGAGCAGCAGGAGGGGGCAGGAGCCGCACAAGAUGAGUCGAGCAAUACUUCUGAUGAGGCAGAGGAGUCUGAUGUCCACGAGGAGCUCGCGAGCAAACCCGUUAUUGGCGAGACUAUGGGCGAGCAGCGCUCUUCGAUAUUUAAAAAGGCAAAGUCGGUUAUCCGUGAGAGUUUGGGUCGGGAGCCGGAGCGUCCACUUGAGAGUAUGGGACCCGAACCUGAGAAGCCCUUGGAGAGUAUGGGACCCGAGCCUGAGGUGACGCUUGAGAGUAUGGGUCACGAUGGUCCCCAGGAGGAGGAGGAACCCGUUAACUUUGUCCCCAUGCCCCAGGUGCCUUCGUUGGAUGGAAUUCGCCAGCAAAAGCUCCAGAUAAAGCAGCAGCAACAACAGUACCAGCAGCAGCAGCAAUACGAGCAACAGCAAUACGAGCAGCAGCAGCAGUACGAGCAGCAGCAGCAGCAGUACCAACAACAGCAGCAGCAGAUUUACAGCUCUCCUCAGCCGAUGAACCAACAGAUCCAGAAUCCUGGAACUCCCCAGUCGUCCAACGCUUCGCUCUAUGCUCCCUCCCCCAACACUGUCUAUGCCCAGCUCAACAGCUACCAGUCGCCUUCGUACAAGCCUGCCACCAAGUAUGUCCCUUCGACACCCAAGCAAAAGAAGGAAAACCGCCUCUCUGGCUCCCAUACCUCUUCACCCAGCGGCUCCCCUAUGAUGCAAAACCAGCAUACCGGUACCUACUCGCCUCAGUAUCAGCAACAGAUGCAGCAACAGCAACAGCAGUACUACAAGCAGCAGCAGCAACAGCUUCAGGAUUUCUAUUAUUCGUCCUAUGAGCAAGAAUACCAGCAGCAGCAGUACCAGACUUACCAGCAACAGCUCCGUGAGCAGCGUCAGCACCAGCGUCUCGACUCUGUCUCGUCGGUCUCGUCCACCAACAGCACGCAGAGCAGUAUCGCACCCCUUGGAUGGAACUUGCCUGGCAUGGCCCCACCUCAAGUCACCGAUGAUGAUGUUCGUCGCUACGGCGAGCAGCAUCGGCAGAACCUGCAACACCAGCAGCAGCAACAGCAACAGCAGCAGCAGCAACAAUACCAACAGCAACAACAGCAGCAACAAUACCAGCAGCAGCAGCAUUUGGGCCUUGAGCGCCCUGGAUCAGUAGCCGGAUCGGUUCACAAUGGAGACGACAACAUGUCGUCGGGAGCUCCUUCUCCUUCCCCUUCGCAUAUCUCGUUAGUCCCCGAUCUCACACCCUCACCUGUGAUGGCCUCUGUCGCGCCGCUGGCCCUUCAACCCAAGAGGGCGCCGUCGCCCUUGGCGCCCAACCCUGAUGACUACAAGGUUGAAGUCAAGGAGACCUGA
This is a messenger RNA of Linnemannia hyalina, 3141 nucleotides long. Lineage: Eukaryota; Fungi; Mortierellomycota; Mortierellomycetes; Mortierellales; Mortierellaceae. The record is from the annotation of a GenBank genome assembly.